Molecule: messenger RNA, 975 nt
Organism: Capronia coronata CBS 617.96
Lineage: Eukaryota; Fungi; Ascomycota; Eurotiomycetes; Chaetothyriales; Herpotrichiellaceae
Product: lactoylglutathione lyase
Exons: 2
Coding region: 1-975 (324 amino acids)
Molecular function (GO): metal ion binding; lactoylglutathione lyase activity
Source: RefSeq, a predicted model, not a curated record
AUGGUCGACCAGUCGAAAUGGAAGUUCAACCACACGAUGCUGCGGGUGAAAGACCCCAAGCGAUCAAUCGAGUACUACAACCUACUGGGGUUGAGCCUGAUCAACAAGAUCGAGUAUCCUGAGAACAAAUUCGACCUCUACUUCUUGGCUUACGACGGUCCCAACUCCGCAUCCCCCGGCUCUCACUGGACGGACCGUGAAGGCGUGCUCGAGCUGACGCACAACUACGGCAGCGAAAGCGACCCGUCGUUCAGCGUCAACAACGGCAACAAAGACCCGCACAAAGGAUUCGGCCACAUCUGCGUCAGCGUGGACAACAUCCAAGCCGCGUGCAAACGCAUCGAAGACGCCGGCUACAAGUUCCAGAAGAAGCUGACGGACGGGCGCAUGCGCAGCAUCGCCUUCGCGCUCGACCCGGACGGCUACUGGGUCGAGAUCAUCGGGCAGAAGAACGUCGACGAGACCAAAGACAUCACCACCACAGACACCUCGGCGUAUCGGUUCAACCAUAGCAUGAUCCGCGUCAAGGACCCCGAAAAGAGUCUCAAGUUCUACCAGGACGUGCUGGGCAUGACGCUGCUGCGCACGUCGGAGCAGAAGGAGGCCGGAUUUACGCUUUAUUUCUUGGGCUAUCCUGGUGACUUUGAGGUUCCUAAGCCCGAAGAUACCCCGAACGGAGUGAAUCCUUUGGCCAACAAGGAAGGAUUGCUCGAGUUGACGUGGAACUAUGGUACCGAGAAGCAGGAGGGCAAGGUGUACCAUAACGGCAACGACGAGCCGCAGGGGUUCGGACAUAUUUGUAUCAGUGUCGAUGAUUUGGACAAGGCGUGUCAAUUCAUGGAGGACAAGAAGGUCAACUGGAAGAAGAGGCUGACCGAUGGCCGCAUGAAGAACGUCGCCUUCGUUCUGGACCCGGAUGAUUACUGGGUGGAAGUCAUCCAGAAUGAGAAAUUGAAGAAGACCAGUGAUUGGUAG